CCAACAUCCUCAACUGUAGCACCAACGUCGACAACUGAUGCAGGAACCACAACUAUGUCUGAAACCACAACAACUGUUGGUGCAACAACAACAACUUUGGCAACCACAGGUAACCAACCAAAAUCCUCAUCUGUAGCACAAACGUCAACAACUGAUGCAGGAACAACAACUAUGUCUGACAACACAACAACUGUUGGUGCAACAACAACAACUUUGGCUACCACAAACACCUCUCAAACAUCUUCAACUGUAGCACCAACUUCGACAAAGGACACAGCAACCACAACUAUGUCUGACACCACAACAACUGUUGGUGCAAAAACAAACACAACUUUGGCUAUCACAAGCACCUCUAUUUCUUUCUCAACUGAAUCAUCAAUGUCUACAUCUGAUUCAGCAAUCACAACUAUUUCUGAUAUGACAACAACCAUUGAUGCAACAACAUCAAAUUUUGUACGCACUACCACCCUUCCAACAUCACAAACUAUAGCAUCGACGAAAGCAUCAACCACUACAAUUCAUACAGCAACCUCAACUAUGCCUGAAAUCACAACAACUAAUAUGGGAGAGAUAACAACAACCUCAGCUUCCAGAAGCGCAAUGGCUUCCACAACCACAACAAACCCUAAAACAUUUUCAACUAAAGAAACAACCACUACAACUCAUCCAAAAACAACAACUAUGUAUGAAGGUAAAAGCACAACUAUAGCUCCCACAGCUACCACUACAAAAUUGGUGAAGGUCUCAACAACAGAACCAAACACUACAAUUCAUUCAACGACCUCAACUAUGGCUGACACAAGAACAACUAUUAGUGAGAAAACAACAGCAACAUUGGUUCCCACAAACACAAUGACCCAUCCAACAUUCGCGACUAACACAGCAACCACUAUAACUGAUGCAACAAUCUCACCUGUGCCUGAAACAAAACAAAUAACAACUAAAACCAUGUCUACGUCAUCAGCAACUGCCAAUGUUACAUCAAUAAAGCCAAUCACUCAAACCGCCAUAUCAGGAACUAUACCAUCAAAUGUCACUCAGGCAGCAAUAACCCGAUUCAUCACAACUUCAACUCUAACAGUGACAGACAAGACAUCUCUGAAACCUGGACAAACACCAAAUGUGAUUGGGAGGGUGAUUAUUUACAUUCGACUCAUAUUUAUCACACUGGGCCCUAUACCAAGUGAGGGUAAAAUAAUAAAGUUAGCUAACUCUCUCCUGGACUCACGUCUCAGAAUCAAACGAGAUCUAAGUAACCCUGUGAGCUUUGUGAAUGUUACUUAUACAAAAAUUUCUAAUACUGCAUAUGCCCUGAAUUUUGGAUUUCAAAUCAACAAUGUUUCCAUGUCAGAGAAACUUGAACUCAGGAAUAGCACAUAUCAGUUAAUUCAGGACCCUAUAAAUAAACUGCUGAACCAGAUCCUAACUGACCCCACAGCCUCUCCAUUUCUGUUCAAUGGCACCAGUUUCACGGGUAAUUCCACCACUAUUGAGGCUAAUGUACAGUAUGUUUUCUCAGAAAGUGACAUCAAGACACCCAGUGCCUUUCUCAAUGCACUUCUUGGGGUUAAUAUGGAGACUAUUACCACAACUACACCUGCUGCAACAAGAACCACUUUUUUCCCCACAGUGCUGAGCACUUCAAUCAUAAACAACAGCACUAGUGUAGCAUGGAUUGUAGCCAUAAUCGUCCCGUGUGCUAUUGCCAUCAUACUUGUACCGUGCUGGAUUUUCCUUUGUUGUUUGCUCUGUGGAGGCUGCACAGCAUUAAGACGACGUUGGCACAGAAGACAGUCAUACAAUGUACAAUACACCACUCGAAACAGCCUUUUAUAAAGAACUAGAGACUCGUUUCAAUAAGAGAAAUACAUCAGGAAAUAUUACUAGCACGAAUUACUUAUAUUACUAAUCCAAAUUGUGACAAUGGUACUUUAAAUUCAGAUUUAUCUUUCUAUAAUAAAUAUAUCUUAGAGAUUUUAUUAUCACAACAUACUAUUUAUUAUUUUCUUGUGCCUGUAUUGCUGGACAGACAGGAUCUCAAAUUGUGAUGAAUGUAAUUUAUUUUCAGAAUUUAAAAAUAUAUAUAUUUAAUGUUACAAUAUUUACAUUCUACAAUAAUAAUAUUUGUUUUCCAACUUAUUUAUUUGAUAUUACACGUUUAAUUUUGAGGGACAAUAUGGAUAAUGUUAAACCUAUUCACUUUUUAUGCACUUUAUCUUUGUGUAACUCAAAUAAAAAAAAUCAUACGCCAUGUACACCAAAAAAAAAAAAUGAAAGUGUAGCACUUCAUUAAAAUUACUUCUGUUCUAAUCUGACAAGAUUAUUUGUAUUUCAGUAAAGCAUCACACAAAUGCUAAAUACACAAACAGCUGAUUUCACCUGUUAAAUCACAACCACUUGAUACAUUUAUGACCAAAUGACUACUGAUGAUCUAACAAGUGUAAACACCAU
Messenger RNA from Rhinichthys klamathensis goyatoka, 2451 nucleotides. Its product is annotated as mucin-2-like. NCBI's taxonomy places the organism in Eukaryota, Metazoa, Chordata, Actinopteri, Cypriniformes, Leuciscidae. Bases 55 to 1836 code for a protein of 593 amino acids. The transcript is spliced from 7 exons. The record is from RefSeq and is a predicted model, not a curated record.